Molecule: messenger RNA, 1336 nt
Organism: Melitaea cinxia (Glanville fritillary)
Lineage: Eukaryota; Metazoa; Arthropoda; Insecta; Lepidoptera; Nymphalidae
Gene: Torsin
Product: torsin-1B
Exons: 6
Coding region: 253-1233 (326 amino acids)
Biological process (GO): cellular response to misfolded protein
Molecular function (GO): ATP hydrolysis activity; ATP binding
Source: RefSeq, a predicted model, not a curated record
UCCGUGAUAGCGAACAAAUAAUAGCGAAUUUGGAUUUGAGUAGUUAAAUGUUUGUUUGUACUAGAACUUUUUAACAUUUACUACCUAAAUGGAAAUACAUGUCCUGAAAAUAUUUAGAACGUGAAACAUGUGAUUUGUUCUUAAUAAUAAAAUACAAAUUUUGGAAUUAGUAAAAAGUUCAUUUCUAUUUUCUAGUGUUGUACGAUCUUUUGUAUUAGACAAUCUGCAAUUUAGCACUAGAUUUAAAAAAAAAUGUUAUUAGAACUCGUGUUUGGAGCAGCUUUUUUAGGCGGAAGUUGGUUUAAAUGGGACACAAUUAAGUCAAAUACAAUUUGCCGAUAUACAGAAUGUUGUGAUGUAAAUCAUAUUCCUUUUGACUUAGAUAAACUUAGACUAUCGUUUACGCAGAAGAUGUUCGGCCAGCCCUUAGUAAAUGAAAUUUCAAAUAUUCUUGGUGCGCACAAAUCAUUAUAUGAGAAUAACAAAGGAAGUAAAAAGGCUUUAGUUCUAAGUCUACAUGGGUGGUCUGGCGUGGGAAAGAACUAUGCGGCUACAAUGAUAGCAGAAGCUUUGUUUAAAAAAGGGAUGCAAAGUAGAUAUGUUAAAAUAUUCAUGGGAAAGAAAGAUUUUGAUUGUUCAGACAUACAAAAAGCACAGAAUGAUUUAAUAAAUAAGAUAAGUGAACUGGUAAGAAGUUGCCCCGUGUCCUUGAUCAUAUUUGAUGAAAUUCAUGAUAUGUGCCCAUCUGUCUUGGAUGCUAUAAAGCCAAUGCUUGAUCACCAUCAUGCUGUGGAUGGUGUUGAUUAUAGGAACAGCAUUUUUAUAUUUAUAUCAAAUAUUGGUGGAAAAGAAAUUGCGAGCAAUUUAUUAGAUUUAUAUGAUCAAGGAGUAAAAAGAAAUGAAGUUGAUUUUCAUAACUUUGAGCCUAUCAUAAGAAGGACAGCAUACAGCACAGGUGGUUUUGAGAAAUCCUCAACUAUUGCACAGCAUUUAAUUGACCACUAUAUACCUUUUCUACCUCUUGAACAGCAUCAUGUAGAGAUGUGUGCAUUAGCUGAGUUUAGAGCUCAUGGUAUUUAUCAUCCCACUGAAGAAAUGAUGGCAGAUGCUUUAUCUGUUAUUACGUAUGGGCCGACUGAAGACCAACCCAUUUUCGCAAAUAAUGGCUGCAAAAGGUUUACGAAACAAAUACCUUAUGUGAUACAAAAACAUAAUCCUAAGACAGAAUUGUGAACAUUUUUAUUUGUGCUUGUGAAUAAUCACAUUUAUGUUAUAAAUACAUAAUUAUAAAAGCUUUAUAUCACAAAUUAAACUAUACGGAGGAACCUCAGAUGUA